AUGGCUAUAAUUAAUACUCAAACGAUUGUCGGUUGUAGUUCAUCGAUUGAUAUGUAUGAAUCAUUUGAUCCAGCUCAAAUAAUUAUUUGUCCAUAUGUAUUCAUUGACAAACAUCGAAUUCAAUUGAUUCAUAUGAAUAUAUAUUUUGAUAAAAAGAAUCAAAUAAAAGUUGAUUUAAAUCCUCCAAUAAUUUCUCUAACAAGCCUACUCGUUAAACUUGAUAAUAAUUCAUUCGUUUUGCCGUCAAAUAUUAACCCGAAUGAUACAUACUAUCUUUCAUUUUCAUCUGAACUUACAUGCAGAUUUUCAUUAUUAAAUAACGAAACGAUUUGUUUUUAUUAUUCAUUAUCGUCGAAUUUUAUUGAUCUAGAAUAUCAAUAUGAUGCAAUCAAAUAUCCUACUAUGCCAUUAUCGAAAAAAACUCGACAUCAUAUCUAUAGAUUUUUUAUUAUAAUUACUAUAUUUAUUAUCAUUAUUAUAUCUGCGCUUGCUAUGUAUAUCGUGUAUACAAAUAGAUUUUCAUUUGGUCAUGCAGCAGAAUCAGAUGAUACUGUUGAUUCGAAAAUGAUUAAAACAGAAUUAGGAACAAAUUAA
Rotaria socialis is the source of this 594-nucleotide messenger RNA. The record is from the annotation of a GenBank genome assembly. Lineage: Eukaryota; Metazoa; Rotifera; Eurotatoria; Philodinida; Philodinidae.